AUGACCUCCGCUUCCCUACAAAAGCAAUUCUACAGCACCAAUUCUGUUUGGGAAGCUCGCAUCGGCUACUACCGUGCGGUACGACGUGGAGAUAUGAUCUGGGUUUCUGGAACGACCUCCGUAGACCCAGCAUCGACAGCAUCACCACCACUGGUCCGCUUUCCUGGGGAUGCUAGGGAACAAACGCGUGUUGUGUUGAAUGAAAUCAUCGAAGCCAUUCAGGCUGUUGGAGGGCGAGGUGCUGAGAGCAUUGUGAGAUGCCGGAUGUUUGUGAACAAGCAAGAGGAUUGUGGUGCUGUUGGAGAAGUAUUUCAAGAGAUUUUAGGGAAAGGCCAUGGAGGACAGAUUGGGGCUGCUGCAACGAUGAUUGUUGUACCUGGUGGCUUUGUUGACGAUAAUAUGCUCGUCGAGAUUGAAGCUGAUGCAUUUGCCGAUGGCGAUAACAAUUGA
Molecule: messenger RNA, 450 nt
Organism: Penicillium verhagenii
Lineage: Eukaryota; Fungi; Ascomycota; Eurotiomycetes; Eurotiales; Aspergillaceae
Product: YjgH family protein
Exons: 1
Coding region: 1-450 (149 amino acids)
Source: RefSeq, a predicted model, not a curated record